This is a messenger RNA of Coprinopsis cinerea okayama7#130, 2292 nucleotides long. Its product is annotated as phosphatidyl inositol kinase. The record is from RefSeq and is a predicted model, not a curated record. Gene Ontology annotation, molecular function: 1-phosphatidylinositol 4-kinase activity. Gene Ontology annotation, cellular component: trans-Golgi network; lysosomal membrane; plasma membrane. The transcript is spliced from 12 exons. Gene Ontology annotation, biological process: Golgi organization; endosome organization; phosphatidylinositol phosphate biosynthetic process. Bases 1 to 2292 code for a protein of 763 amino acids. NCBI's taxonomy places the organism in Eukaryota, Fungi, Basidiomycota, Agaricomycetes, Agaricales, Psathyrellaceae.
AUGUCGGCGCGACCACCGCACUCGGACUACCAGGCUCUGGGCAACUCGACGGAUGACGACGCGGACCACGUCGAUGAGACUCAACCUCUCACUGCGACUGCAUCUAAUGAAGCAGGUCCCUCUACUCCACGUGGUCGCCGGAGGACUGGAGGAGGGGCGAGCAUCGACCUGGCUAAGCUGGACAAUGCAUUCAAGCGAUGGACAGAGUCGAUCGCGCAGAAGGUGAAACGAAAGAAGACCAAGGUUCCUGACCUAAGUCAGCGCAAGCAGAUCUGGCGGAGUGUAUUUGAACCAACGAUUCCUGGAGUGCCGUCUCCUGGACCGGUCAAGACGCUGGACCACAAACCGCCCAUGACGGACGCCGACUUUGACGCCAUCGUGAAAUCUGUGAAGACGGCUAUCUCAGACGGUAUCCAUCCCAAGAUGAUCAGCAAGGGUUCGUCCGGUUCAUACUUUGCGAGGGCGAAAGUGAAUGGGAGGGUUCAGACCGUUGCGGUAUUUAAACCUAAAGACGAAGAGCCGUAUGGGAGACUGAAUCCAAAGGCGUUCUUCUAUGACUGGAUUGAUCGGAAUGCCUUUAAGAAAGGGAAGCCUCUUCCUGAGAAGAUUGGGAGCAUGCAGUAUUUCUUACACGGAUACCAAGACGCCUCUGAAUUCCUCAGGAAACAUCCCUGGCCUGGCCGUGCGAUUUCAGACACGUUCGAUGAUUCGACUCACCGACACGGCAGCUUCUCGAAACGAUUUCUAAGUGCCCUCAAGAUCAUCUGUGGAAGGACCGGGGCACCUGACGAUGUGUAUGAUGAGGCGGAUUUUGAGGAAGACCAAGCGCUGUAUGACGCGACUGAGGGAUCUGAUGCCCAAAGACCCUUUUACUGGAGUCAAGGCCUUCAGCAAAGCUUCCGCGAGGAGCUUGAGAAGCUUGUUAUCUUGGACUACCUAAUGUUGAACACAGAUCGUGGCGCUGACAAUUACAUGAUCAAAUACUGCGAAGGAGAUCAUGAAAAACUCGUUGAUGUCGCUCCAACACGUUCUGUACGAUUAGAAAUGCCAGUCAUGAGUGAACUUCGCCGGACGGAGUCACCUGGAAAUUCGCAACCCAAUGCGUCCUCGUCUUCGUCCAACCGCGCCGCCUCCUCAACCGCCUCCCCUCAAAUACCAUCUCGGUCAUCAACACCCCAUGCUGACUGGAAGCGUCGACCACAUAUACACAUUGCUGCUAUCGACAAUUCGCUCUCUUUUCCCCAUGAACAUCCACAAGGAUGGCGUUCCUACACAUAUGGAUGGUUAUACCUUCCUGUUAGUAUCAUCGGUCGCCCAUUCAGCGAGAAGACGCGGAAUCACUUCUUGCCAUUGCUUACAUCCAAAGCGUGGUGGGAAGAAACUACGUACCAGCUAGAGAAGCUGUUCUCCGUAGAUCCCGAUUUCCAUCCCAAGAUGUUCGCUCGCCAACUUGCCGUGAUCAAGGGACAGGCCUGGAAUAUCGUGCAGUCAUUAAAACAUGAUGUGAGGAAAUUUCUCUACGCUGCCAAACCCGUGACGAAGGUUAGAACCAUGGACCCGAAUUGCCGCUCCAUUCGACUCAUCUUCCUUUCAGGUCCUCUGGAACUGACGCGCAGAAUAAAGGUCCUAGUUUGGGAUGAAGAAGUGGAGGUGGCCGAGCUCGACAAUGCUGCCAACGAAGUUCCAGCGUCGCCAACGAUGUCCAUCAGCAGUGUUCCAAUACCUAAACGGUCGCGGAGUCAAAGCUAUGGUGAAUUCCCGCCACCCAUGCGAAGAACAUCAACAGACGCAUCUGGAGCACCUCGACCUGUGCCGUUUGCGGCCAAAUUCCAGCGAAUACAUCCUGGUACCACUGGUGUUACCGUCCUUGAACAUCUGGAACGACUCGAUGCCGUUGAAGCCAGCUUGCAGAGGCUCGGAGUCGACGAGGAGGAGGUUGAUAUGGGGGUCGCUUCCGCACCCUUGCCCUCGAGGCCAUCGCAUCAACGCUCCUUGUCCGGACUCGGUCCUUCACCGUUCUCACCACCCGGAAGUCCUCUGGCAACGGUACCAGAAGGAUCCGGGUCAACUUCGCGUAGGAGCUCGACAAGCUCUAUCGACGAAGAAGACUUGGUUGCGAUGUCCAAGUCGACUUCACAUGUGGAAGGCGGGUAUCCUUUCAGUCGCAACAUCGGAACGAUCUCCACAGCCGGUCUGGAGUGGAUAUCUCCAGAGGACGAACCGGCGAAACGGACCAUGAUCGCGGAGCGUCUUGAAACUGUCAAGAAAACGCCCCUAUGUUCUUGUUGGUAG